Messenger RNA from Aspergillus fischeri NRRL 181, 936 nucleotides. RefSeq names its product aromatic alcohol reductase. Bases 1 to 936 code for a protein of 311 amino acids. The transcript has 2 exons. Lineage: Eukaryota; Fungi; Ascomycota; Eurotiomycetes; Eurotiales; Aspergillaceae. The record is from RefSeq and is a predicted model, not a curated record. Gene Ontology annotation, molecular function: oxidoreductase activity.
AUGGCCAUCUCCAAGGUGGCACUGGCCGGUAAAGGCCGACUCGGCUCUGUUGCCCUCGACGAACUCCUCAAAACCGGCUUCGAUGUGACAGUCCUUACGCGUUCAGCACCGUCGCUCAGGAAUAUUCCAGACGGUGUCCAAGUCCUUGAGGUAGACUAUACAUCGCAAGACACCCUACAAGCCGCGCUCAUGGGCCACGACGCCGUAGUUUCGACGGUGGCCGGUGUCGCAGUCGCUACUCAGAAGCCCCUCAUCGACGCGGCGAUCGCCAGCGGCGUGAAACACUUCAUCCCAGCGGACUACGCCAUGAGCCUGAGAAAUCCCGGAGUGCGGCUGCUGCCACCGUAUACCGAUGUCUUGGAAAUCGAGAAGUACCUCCGAGCGAGAUCCGACGAGAUCUCAUGGACGGUUGUCGCUUGCGGCGGGUUCUUGGAAUACGUGUUCGACCUGCCAUUUAUGAUCGACGUGGCGCACCGUCGGAUUGAUAUCGUGAAUGAGGGUAAUGUCCCUUUUAGUAUCUCGGACUUUGGGACCGUGGCGAGGGCUAUUUCUGGAGUGCUAAAACAGCCGGGGCGUGUUGUUGGGCACUGCGUGCAGGUCCAUGGGAUGCUGGUUACGCAGAACGAGGUGCUGGAGAUUGCGAAGAAAUAUUCUUCGGACCCAGGGUCCUGGGUAGUGAGCGAGAAGGCUGCCCGCGUCAAAUUUGAAGAAGGCUUGGAUAUGCUGAAGAGGGGCGAGUAUACUAUGACGGCAGUGUCGACGCUGAUGGCGGGAGUAGUGUGGGAUUCUAAUUAUCAGACGGGAUUUCAGGAGACGGACAAUGAGUGGCUGGGGGUUGAAGCGCUAAGCAAAGAACGUCUCAAGGAGACUAUUAGGGAUAAAGUGCUUGGCGGGGUUUCUGGGAUUGCUGAAGACAAGAUUGUAUCUAAUGUCUAA